AUGGCCGGAGUCGCUUCUGUUGUACUUGAUACUCUCACUACACAAUUUCUGCGAUCUAUUGCCAAAGAACUUGAUAUGGAAUCCGAAACAUCGGCAAUGAACAUAUUACGUGCAUAUUUGGAAAAUCGUAACAAUAUGGAUAUGGUUCUGAAACAAAUUGAACGAAAAGGCAGUGUUAAUCGUAUUCUCGUCAUUGGACAAACUGGUGCCGGUAAAAGUAGUUUGGUUAAUCUUUUAGCUGGAAAAAAAGUAGCAAAAGUUUGUGAUGGUGCCAAUGGAUGUACAUUUAAAUUUGAAACUCAUCAAUGUGAUUAUAAUGGAGAAUUGUUCGAAUUAAUUGAUACAGUUGGUUUAAAUGAAGGUUCUAAAGGCACUGUCAGACCGAAGGAUGCAAUGAAAAUGUUAAUCAAGUUCAUCAAAGGCAAUAAACGAGGAUUUAGCUGCAUUAUCUUUGUUAUGCCAAAAGGUCGAAUAACUGAAUCAUUUGAAAAAAAUCAUAUGCUCUUUUGUCAAACUCUAUUAAAUGGUCAAACACCUGCAAUUCUUUUUUUAAGUCAUUGUGAAGCAGAUGAACCAAUGAACACAUGGAUAAAUAACGAAGAAAACAAAAUUGCAUUAGAACUUUAUGGUUUUUCUGAUGUUGUAUGUGGUACUGCUCAAGAAGGUGGUCGAUUUGCUCAGAUUGUUGAACCAUUACGAAAUGAAACUCGACGAUGUUUAUGGGAAUCUAUUGCUAGAAAUAUGUUAGAAGUUCCACGUCCAAUUGAACCGACAAUGCAUCUCUUCAAACAGAUAUGGAAUUCUUUCUGCGAUUUCUUUGGUAUUAACUGGAAAUUUUUAACAGAUCAGUUUGCUUCUUUUCUCGAAUAUCUCAAAUCAUUAGGUGUUGAUCAAGAAACACUUGAUCAAAUCAAUAUCACGCUUCAUUGA
Adineta ricciae is the source of this 930-nucleotide messenger RNA. The record is from the annotation of a GenBank genome assembly. NCBI's taxonomy places the organism in Eukaryota, Metazoa, Rotifera, Eurotatoria, Adinetida, Adinetidae.